Molecule: messenger RNA, 2322 nt
Organism: Cryphonectria parasitica EP155
Lineage: Eukaryota; Fungi; Ascomycota; Sordariomycetes; Diaporthales; Cryphonectriaceae
Exons: 4
Coding region: 1-2322 (773 amino acids)
Biological process (GO): synaptonemal complex assembly; mitotic sister chromatid cohesion; replication-born double-strand break repair via sister chromatid exchange
Cellular component (GO): synaptonemal complex; cohesin complex
Molecular function (GO): chromatin binding; protein binding
Source: RefSeq, a predicted model, not a curated record
AUGUUCUACUCGCAUGAGAUUCUCGGAAAUCCCCAGCACGGCGUUGCCACUGUGUGGCUCGUCGCCAAUUCCUCCAACAAUGGCAACGGCCGACAGCUGCAUCGCAAGAUCAUCGAGAAAGUAAACGUCCCUCAGGCCUGCGACACUAUAGAGAAGCCUCCUGGUGCGCCUAUUGCACUGCGUCUACAAGGAAGCCUCCUGUAUGGAGUCUCUGGCGUUUUUAACAAGCACAGUACAUACCUCCUCACUGAUGUUGAGAAGGUAUGCGGGCAAAUUCGGGCAAGCCUCUGCAAAAGCCAGAAGGCAUCUCAGAACGCGAUCGAUCCCAAGGCUGGGAAGGCCAAGCGCCAUCAACUGAUGCUGGGAGACGACCCCGACUUCGUCCCAGACCCAUCUCUGCCUACUUUGGAAUUCGACAAGUACGGAGACCUUGUCAUUCCUGGCCUUCAAACCAAUCUGCGGCCCAAGUACCUUUCCCAAGAUUUCGCGAUUUCGCCCGCCGAUCAGAGCAGCGCUUCUACAGCCAAUACACCUUUCAUCAACUUGAACAUCCUACGCACGCCGAGCCAGAGAAGCAUCAACCUCGCCUCGCCUGUCGGAAAGGGAAAGCAGGUUCUCAGAGAUGGCCGCUCCUUCCUUGGAGACUUCGACUUCGGCUUCGACGAGGACAUAGCACCCGAGCCCCCUAUCCAAAUCGACUCGGACGGCAACAUCAUCGAGAUGCCUGAGCCUGAGCUACCUGCCUACCCCUCAGACAUUAAACCAUUCUCCUCCCCGUCCGGUAUACACUCACCUGGUGUAUACAAAAAGCUCAGACUUGCACAGCCUGCUAAACAGACGCCGACAAGACAGCCGCGUGCCAACCAAACGCGCGGAGAUGACGCGUUUUUCGUGGACGAUGACGGCCUGACUCCGAUGUACGACGACGUGCCAGAGGAAAUUCCCAUCAUGGACGGAGCCACAAACAACAACGCUCAGUCUGGAGACAUCGUGUCUCGGCACCGUUCUCCGUGCAAUGAGCCCAUGAGCUCCCAGUCUGCCCACGCCACGCAGCCAAAGGAGAAGAAACGCAAGCCCCGCGAGCCCAAGCUCAUUACUGCAGAUGUUGAGACCCAAGUCAGGAAAACUGAGUUCAAGAGUUGGUCCGAUGACUAUGUCGCCCGAAUGGUGGAGGGCCACGUGAAACAAGACAAAGCCAAAUUUCAGAAAGGCACCACUUUCAAGGCGAGGAACACGAUGUUUGACGCUGGCAUUGGAGGAGUUGGUAGCAUCACCAGUCGUAUGGGUAGAGGCUAUGAGCUCGCUGAGUUCUUGUCUGGCGACAGGCUCAUGGAACUCGUACUCGGUGACACUCUGGACGCGAUCAAACGGAAGGUCGAGAAGGAGAUCGAGAAGGAGAGACAAGGCGGACGCCAGCGCCGCAGCGCCUCUCUUGCGUUCACCUCAGAUGAGGAGGAUAAGAAUGGCAAGAGCCGCCGCGUCCGGCUUCGGGCGGACGAUGGCAACCAAGGCCUGGAGCCAGACCAGCAGCAUGGCCGCGGUCAACCAGAGAAGGGUCUGGCUGACUCGUAUGCUGUACUCAUGGAUGAUGAGCUUCCCGAGAUGGGCCGAAAGCAUCUUGGGUCAGCCUUGUCUGACAAACGUCUCUCUGUCAAUGUUCCAUGGAACCGACCCUCUUCCACUGGCCUUACCUCUGCGGCCAAUUACAAGAAAUGCAAAGUCGGGAGUCAUACAGUCGACAACAGCCCACUUGAUCGUCAAACCGCCGUCAACCACCAGUCAACCAUUCAUUUGAGCGAUAGCGCCAUGCCUGUCUCCAGAGCAGGCCGUCUGAUUCCGUCGCAGCAGGUCGACACGUUCAGCCCUUUUUCAUACAACGAGUUCGGACUUGCGGUUGGUGUGUCUCCUCAGGAGACGAACACGAGCCAGUCGAUGCCAACGGAGCUUGACGGAGAGUCGCAAAACUUUCUUGCUUACGUGAAGCGCGUUGCGGCCGAUCGUGGUGAAGAGGAUGACUACAAGAACCAGCGCUGGAUCGAGUUUGAUGAUCUGAUGGAGGUGCAGGACAAGACGAAGGAAGUGGCCGCGCAGGCCUUUUUCCAGGUACUCAAGUUGGCUGGAAAAGGACAAAUUCAGGUCAACCAGGAGAGAUCGAUUAUUCACAUCGGUGUGAAGGACCGCGUCCAAGAGGUCCAUCUCGCCAACGAGACUGAGGACCACGCCAGGAUCGAGAGCUCUAUCGUCGAGGUACAGGACGGCCACGAGGUUCAGAGCCAAGAGAUCCAAGGAGUUGUCUUCCACAGCGAGGGGCAUCAGGAGUAA